This is a messenger RNA of Lineus longissimus, 1821 nucleotides long. RefSeq lists its product as uncharacterized. The transcript has 4 exons. The record is from RefSeq and is a predicted model, not a curated record. Lineage: Eukaryota; Metazoa; Nemertea; Pilidiophora; Heteronemertea; Lineidae. The coding region runs from base 69 to 590 and encodes 173 amino acids.
AAAACGUUCUGACAUCUCUGAAUAAAUGCCGAUUUUUUAUCACUUGAGUUCAUUUUUCUGAUCCAGUCAUGUCAUCUAAUGUGUCGAGAUUGAAAGAGGUUCAAAACAAUUAUGAAAAUAGAUUUAAUUGCAUAAUUUGCUGGUAUCCAAAACUCCGAAUGGUCUAUGGCCGUUGUCAACACAGAAUUUGCGCUGACUGCUUGUAUGACGAGAAUGGAUUCUGCCGAGAAGAUUUAAUGAAAUGUCCAACCUGUCAAAAACCUCACUCCUUCCCAUUUUGCAAACCAGAUAUUCCAGAUGACAGUAUUGAAGCACAGCGUUGUUUAGGAGUAAGGGAAUGCCCGCAUAAAGAUUGCAAUGAGACAAUGUGGGAAUGGGAGAUGGAAGAGCACCUCAAGGAUUGCCGUGAACCCACUCCACCAAGAGAAGCAACUCCACAAAAGAAAGUGAGGCGAAGACGGUUAUCUCUUCCGCAGCCGUCAGAUACCAAACGGGUGACAAGAAGUAGUAAUACACAAAAAGAAGAGCCAGAAGGUGUACCAGUGCAAAGACGGCGGAGUGCAAGAAUUGUUCUUUCCAGGGUAAUAUGACAGACAUCAUAAUGACAGUCAGAUCUUAUAGAGUCGCAGUGGACAAUUGUCUCAUUAGAAUAUUUGUUGUGCCCUCUCUAAUCUGUUUAAACUCCAACUCAUGGUCUGAAGCAGCGAAUUUAACUGGAGUCUUCAACCUUCAUAUGUGUAUUGGAUUGACUUAGGCCGAGUUCAAGAAUGGUGGCGUCGGGGAUAUCACAAUAGGCAGCUGUUGGUGUUAUACUCAAGAAGCAGUUUGCUUUGGUGGAGUUGAGACUGAGAGUAACAUUAAGGUGAUUAAGAUGCAGUCAAAAUACAUGUAAAACUUAGUUAGAAGUAGGGACUAAGAUCUCAUUUUGCAUAUUUUGGUGAAUCUAGCGUAUGUAUAUUUGGACUGACCUCAGUCUGUUUUAGUUUAACUUAUUGUGUAGAGAGGCUUAGUGUAGUGAAUUGUUGCUGAUUGUCCUGGUGCUGUGUACAUGGGGACAUGGGGUGUCCAAAGCAUUGAAACCUAGGCUUGUCUUGAAUGAAUGUAAUUGGUUUAAUGUUCCGCAGCUUGGCUGAAAUAAUCAUGCCUAUUUCAAAAUGUAUUAUACUAAACAAAAGAUUCCUUGGGACCAUAGUGAUUUAACACUCAUCACGACAUGUACCAUUUUGCCCCAAAUUGCCAUGUCAGAUCUGGUUGUAGGUAUUCAGCCAUUUACAAGUACAUUGUACUACUGUUUCGUCCUUACUGCUGUCCUAAACAUUUAGAAUUAUCUGACAGGCAAGUCCUAAUGUUGUCCAGUUAUUAGAUAUUGAUUUCAAUUUAAAAAUUAACCAAUUAUAAGUAUUUUGUGCAAUUAAAUUGGUUGUACAUGUAAUUAUGUGCUUGAGCGUGGCAAGGAGUUUGCUUUGAUAACAUUUUAAUAAGGACAAAAAAUUGACUGUAAUUAGAUAAUUAAAAACCUGUUUCGUUCUUUAUAUAUUCACGUAUGAUAUGAGCCUUGGGAAACAUACACAGUAUCCCAUCUCUCUAUCUAACAUUUACUUUGAUUUAGAUUCAGUUCAACUUAGACGUUAUCUGUUUCAGUUAAUCCCUUUAUUUCAUCUUAAGACUAAGGACCUAGUGAAGCGGACAUGGUUUUGAACAACCCAGCCUGUAUUGUGUGUUGUGGUAUCAUGCUAUUUAGUUACGUGUAUUUUUGUGUUUAUAUAACUUUUGUACAAUUAGUCACUAAAUUUUGGCAGUAGAUUCAUAAGAAUAAAUAAA